Messenger RNA from Neogale vison (American mink), 2166 nucleotides. It is a transcript of the gene CRPPA, whose product is annotated as CDP-L-ribitol pyrophosphorylase A. Gene Ontology annotation, molecular function: D-ribitol-5-phosphate cytidylyltransferase activity. NCBI's taxonomy places the organism in Eukaryota, Metazoa, Chordata, Mammalia, Carnivora, Mustelidae. Gene Ontology annotation, cellular component: cytosol. The record is from RefSeq and is a predicted model, not a curated record. The transcript has 10 exons. Gene Ontology annotation, biological process: isoprenoid biosynthetic process; protein O-linked glycosylation via mannose. Bases 1 to 1353 code for a protein of 450 amino acids.
AUGGAGCCCAAGCCCGCCGCACCGGGUCCUUGUCCCGGCGACUUCCGUGUCGCGGAGGCGGCGGCCGCGGCUGCCGCGGCCUCCUCGCUGAACCCGGCCGAGGCCCGGGCCGAGCCCGGGCGCCGCGCUCCCAGCGUGGCUGCCGUGUUGCCGGCGGGGGGAAGUGGGGAGAGGAUGGGCGUCCCCACCCCGAAGCAGUUCUGUCCCAUCCUGGAGAGGCCGCUCAUCAGCUACACCCUGCAGGCCUUGGAGAGGGUAUGUUGGAUAAAAGACAUUGUUGUGGCAGUAACUGGAGAGAACAUGGAAGCGAUGAAAGGUAUCAUUCAAAAGUACAAGCAUCAGCGCAUCUCCCUGGUUGAAGCUGGAGUGACCCGCCACAGGUCAAUUUUCAAUGGGCUAAGAGCACUGGCAGAGGACCAGCCCAACUCGAAACUCUCUAAGCCAGAAGUUGUGAUAAUCCAUGACGCUGUGAGACCAUUUGUCGAGGAAGAUGUCCUUCUCAAAGUUGUCACAGCUGCUAAGGAACAUGGGGCAGCAGGAGCAGUUCGACCUCUUAUAUCUACAGUAAUCAGUCCCUCUGCAGAUGGUCGCUUAGACCAUUCACUAGAACGUGCCAGACACAGAGCAAGUGAAAUGCCACAGGCCUUUCUGUUUGAUGUGAUCUAUGAAGCAUAUCAGCAGUGUAGUGACUAUGACUUGGAAUUUGGAACUGAGUGUUUGCAGUUGGCUCUAAAAUAUGGUCACGUUAAUGCCAAACUUGUGGAAGGAUCACCUGACCUCUGGAAGGUGACCUACAAACGAGAUCUGUAUGCAGCUGAAUCGAUUAUUAAGGAAAGAAUUUCACAACACAUUUGCAUAAUUAUGGACACAAAAGAAGAUGAGAAUCAUGUAGGCCAUCAUCUUGAAGAAAUACUAAAAAAUGAAUUAAAUCAUGUAGAAGUCACGUCUGGGGCUUUGUGUCCUGCGGGCAGAGAUCUUAAGCAAAUCAUCUUAGAGCAAUGCUAUAAUUAUGUUUGUGUGAAUGUUAUGUCCUCUGAUUUUGAGGAAACCCAGAGGUUACUGAACAUGCUUGAAGAGAGUAAUCUUUCCAUUUUCUAUCCUGUUGUUGUUAUUUCAGUUUAUUUUCUUGAUUAUAAAUCAGUACAUUUUGAUCAGAAAGUGGAAAACCUAAUGCAGAUUAGGGAAUAUGCAAAGGAAGUGAGGAAAAGAAAUAUUUUAUUAUGCGGUCUUCUUAUAUAUUAUCCACAGGAUGAGCAGAAGCUACAAGCAAGUUUAAGGGAAGGAGCCACGAUUAUUACCACUUUAAUCAAAGAAAGAAAUUCUGGACUUGUUGGUCAACUACUGAUAGCAUGAAGAACACAGAGAAAAUUACGUUGUGGGUUUUUAGAAACAUUUACCUAGGCAUCUCUGCCAUUCUUCCCACCCUACUGCAUAUGGUAAAAUGUUUAAGUUGUCCUUCAUGUCUCACAAUUUGUAGAAUGUGAUGUUUGGGUUAUAGAAAUGAAUCUGUGUUUAUAUCUGUUGGAAAAAAACCACUUUUGUGCAUGUCCAAUAUAAAUUAAUCAGAGAAUAUGCAAAUGGAAAGUAAUAACCUUCACGUAAUUUUCUGCAAAGGCAUGAAAAAUCAAACAGAAAAUGUGAUGGGUGAGCUAAUCCUCCUAGGAAUGAACAUUUAGAAAACUUCAACUAUGAUCUUAUUUCUGUGUUAACUAGGAAAUCACAGUAUCAUACAACUAGUAAAAAAAAAAAAUUUAGAAUUUUUUUAAUUCUAAAAUUGUCCUCUUAUCAGGUGAUAUUUUGACUUGUUUUCUGAUUUUUGACACCUUAAAAAAAUAAAGAGAUAACAGGGAGCUCUGCUUCAAAUAUUUUCACUGUUGGGCUCACAUAACUCUAGAUCCAUAAAGGAGAUUUAGUUCCCUCCUGCUUUUCUGUUUUAAAAUUGUGUGUUUUCCUCGGUUUAUGAAAAAUAAUUUUGACUUAUUUUAAAAAGUUUCUGAUUUUUCUGAUUAUACUUAAAAGAAGACCAGAAAUCUUCAUAAAGGUGAAAUUAUUUUGGUCAGUCCCAAGUUAGUCUUUUCUGAAAGGUAGAGAGUCAUAAAUUAUUUUUUGAUACAGAUACUGCUGUCUUUUUUUUUUUUUUUUUAAUUUUUAUUUAAGUAGGCUCCA